Parus major (Great Tit) is the source of this 2240-nucleotide messenger RNA. RefSeq names its product potassium channel tetramerization domain containing 4 (gene KCTD4). Bases 168 to 941 code for a protein of 257 amino acids. Lineage: Eukaryota; Metazoa; Chordata; Aves; Passeriformes; Paridae. Gene Ontology annotation, biological process: protein homooligomerization. Gene Ontology annotation, molecular function: protein binding. The transcript has a single exon. The record is from RefSeq and is a predicted model, not a curated record.
UACGCCACCUACUGCAAACCGAAGCUGACAGUCGGAGCAAUGCGAGCAGCAUUUCCAUUCCAACAUCGAGCUGGAGCUGAAUAGAGGUGCUUUUUAACAAGAAGCAUCCUCUCUGCAAGCUGACAAGAGCAAAGCAGGAUAGCUGUAUUGUUGUCCUAGCUUCAAUAAUGGAGAGAAAAGCAAGCAGGAGAGAAAACGAAUGCGAAGAAAAAAACAGCAACUCUGAAAGCUCCGAGCUAGACAAGGACUAUAAAACGUCUCUGAUUACUCUGAAUGUCGGUGGUUAUCUAUAUAUCACACAAAAACAGACACUAACCAAGUAUCCAGAUUCUUUUCUGGAGGGGAUCAUAAAUGGAAGAAUAAUGUGCCCAUUUGAUGCAGAUGGUCAUUAUUUCAUAGACAGAGAUGGACUCCUUUUCAGACACAUCCUCAACUUCCUACGGAACGGAGAACUUCUUCUACCAGAGGGGUUUCGAGAAAAUCAACUUUUGGCACAAGAAGCUGAAUUUUUCCAGCUUAAGGUACUCUCAGAGGCAGUGAAAUCAAGGUGGGAGAAGGAACAGCUGGCAUCUCGAGAGACUACUUUCCUGGAAAUAACUGACAGCCACGACCGUUCACAAGGACUUAGAAUCUUUUGUAAUGCUCCUGAAUUCAUUGCAAAAAUAAAAUCCAGAAUUGUACUGGUAUCCAAAAGCAGGCUGGAUGGAUUUCCAGAGGAGUUCUCAGUAUCUUCAAAUAUCAUUCAAUUCAAGUACUUCAUAAAGUCUGAAAACGGUACACGAUUGGUACUGAAGGAGGACAACACCUUUGUCUGCACCCUGGAAACUCUUAAAUUUGAGGCUAUAAUGACAGCUUUAAAAUGUGGAUUUAGACUGCUGACCAGUCUGGAUUGUUCAAGAGGGUCGAUUGUUCACAGUGAUGCACUGCAUUUUAUCAAGUAAUCACAAAGGCAAAGGAAACGAGCACGCAGCCAGUAAACCUCCUUGAGCUGCAGCCUCCUGGCAUCACAAAUAAUGCAUCUAACUAGCCCUGUACCACAGAGCUCAGCUGCUAAUCAACUGAUGUGAGCUAAUGGUAUGUAAAUCUCAUAAUGACAUCUAUCUCUGGCUUACUUAAGCUGAAUGAAAAUUUUAUGCCUGAAUUUAACAAGAAUUAUCUGCUAACAUUGUAAACACAGAUGGAAUGCUUUAUGCUCUUUGUAAUAUGUUUUCUCAAUGCUGUCUUUCAACCAGAGAGUCUAGCUGAAUAUUUGUGUACCUGUGUGAUGAACGUGCAUAUACCUUAACUGCCCUGCUGAACAGCAGUGAGAGUAUUUUCAUAUAAUAAGCAGGCUUAAAGUAUGUUUUGCUUAUAACAAAUUCAGAAUGGAUUUUAACUGGAAUAAAUGAUUUUGACUGUUCGUUACUGUUCAUGGUAAUCUAUUGUACUGAAUUUACAAAAAACAAGAUUGCAAGAGAGUUUAAAAUAACCAACUUAAAAAUUAAGUUAAAUGGUUUUUCAACUCACUUCACCCCAAAUUUAUACCAUAUUGCUACACUAAUAGCAAUUGCCAGAAACACAUAAGCCAACAAAAUAAUGCUGGGGGAGAUUUAAUUUUAUUUUAGGAAUUGGGUCCAAUCUGAAUGUUAAAUUUUCUAAUCAUACAUACAUCUCAAAUAGGUAACAAAAGUAUUUGACACUAAGUUUAGCAUAACAGGUUUCCAGUUAUGACAUCCUACAAUGCCACAAUCAGUACUUCCUAGCAAUCAUUUGUGCUCGUAAGGACAGGCAAUGAACAGAGCCCUUGCUUUGCACAGUGGCUUACUAAUGCAAUGAGUACUAUCAGUUCUGAACAGACCACCUGCUGGCAUUAAAGACAAUUUACUCUAAGUAAUGGAAUAAAUACCUUCAUUCUCCUCAUCUCCACUAUUUAUCAAAUCUUUUCAUUUAUAUUUUAAACAAAGUUUUAACAGUUUCUAUAGAACAACUGUAACUGAUUUAAAUACAAGUAUUACAAACCAGCCACUUCACAAAAGCAAACUGAAAAAUCAUCACAAAAGGCAAGAAGAAGCAGCACUAACUCUGAGCUUUGUUUGACACUGAAACCAAUCAACAUUCACAGCUCACAUGAACCCAAAAUUCAAGUAAAAUGUUUAUAAAGAAGAAAACCAACUAAAUAGUUCUCCCAAAACAUAGAAUUUGUGCAGGAAAUAAUGUCAACAAAAGGCAGUACAAUCCAUACUAGAAGUGACAGCCAAGGA